Macrobrachium nipponense is the source of this 888-nucleotide messenger RNA. RefSeq lists its product as uncharacterized. The coding region runs from base 1 to 888 and encodes 295 amino acids. The record is from RefSeq and is a predicted model, not a curated record. The transcript has a single exon. NCBI's taxonomy places the organism in Eukaryota, Metazoa, Arthropoda, Malacostraca, Decapoda, Palaemonidae.
AUGCACGUUUUCUCAGAUGCCAGCGCAUCUGGGUAUGGCGCUGUUGCAUACCUAACCUCAAACGAGGGUGGAUGUUCGAAAACUUCAUUUCUCAUCGGAAAAGCAAGGGUUGCUCCAUUGAAAGCAACAUCUAUCCCACGGCUUGAACUCACAGCGGCUGCUGUAGCUGUAAAUUUAGGACAGAAAAUGACCCUUGAGCUUGAUCUCCAUCUCAACAAAAUCUGCUAUUACACAGAUUCAACAACAGUCCUUUAUUACAUCAGAGCUGAGAGAAAGCAUUUUCCAGUGUUUGUGGCCAAUGGAGUCCGUCAAAUAAGAGACCUCAGCAACACUAACCAGUGGAAGUACGUUAGCACUGAUUUGAACCCAGCAGACGUUGCAUCACGUGGAGUAGGUUCUGUGAUAUCUUCAGACAUGAUUCAUUGGCUGGAAGGUCCGGAUUUCUUGAAUAUGCCGGCUUCAGAAUGCCCUGCAAAGAUGCAUCCUAUCAGCGAACCGCAGGUUAUAGAAGACGACGUUAUGUCUUUAGCUACUACUGCUACAUCAGAAGAAGGCUCACCGUUUAUGUCUUUAAUCACCCAUUUCUCCAGGUGGGAGAGACUGAAGAGAGCAGUAGCAGUAUUCAUAGCAUUUUUGGCUUUCUUACAAAACAAAGAACAAACUAUAAAUUUAAGGACCACACAGAUCAUGCAAAAGGCUGAAAAGGCAAUAGUUUGCUUAUACAAAAGAUCACCUUUGCAAACGAGGUCGAGAAUCUCAAGAAAACAACCACGAAAGAAGACAAGAGAGAACACUCACUACCAAAAACAAGUAAGAUAUUCCGUCUCGACCCAGUGCUCAUCGACAGAACUCUGCGAGUGGGAGGAUGCCUCUCGAAAGCCGCAAUAG